AUGCGUGGAAUUCAGAUCAAGGAGUACGUCAAAGGUCCUCAAGACCUAACAGUCACGAACCUCCCAGACCCCGUACCCUCCUCAAGUCAAUACCUAAUCGCCAUCCACGCCUCCGCAACCAACUUUUUCGACCUCCUCCAAAUCCGCGGGAAAUACCAGCAUCAACCCCCACUACCAUGGGUCUCCGGCUCCGAAUUCGCAGGCACAAUUCUCUCCGUCCCUUCAGCUCUCAAAUCCCCCAAGUACAAAGUAGGAGACCGGGUAUUCGGUGCUUCACAAGGAGGAUACGCUACUAAAGUCUGCGCGCCAGAACCAGCGUUAUAUCCUGUACCAGAUGGAUGGAGCUUUUUCGAGGCGGCAGGCUUAUUCGUUACGGCGCCUACGAGCUACGGAGCUUUGGUGACUAGAGCGGGAGUGAAGGAGGGCGAUGUGGUACUAGUCCACGCAGCGGCUGGAGGUGUAGGCUUAGCUGCAGUACAAAUCGCGAAAGCAUUCGGGGCUACUGUAAUAGCUACGGCUGGAACGGCUCAUAAAUUAGAGGUUGCCAAGUCAUUCGGUGCGGAUCAUGGCAUCAAUUACAACGAGAAAGACUGGCCGCAACAAGUCAAGAAACUCACCCCAAAGGGCAGGGGUGUAGAUAUAGUUUUCGACCCUGUAGGUCUCAUCGACCUAAGCACAAAAUGUAUCCGCUGGAACGGACGACUCCUAGUCAUCGGCUUCGCAGCCGGCAACAUUGAAAAGCUCGCCCUCAACAAGGUUCUCCUUAAAAACAUCAGUAUCGUAGGAUUACACUGGGGAGCAUAUGCCACGAACGAGCCAGAAACGAUCCAGCCGGUCUGGGACGGCAUAUUCAAACUUAUCGCCGAGAAGAAGUUCCGGGGCACGGUAUUUACGGAUAAAGAGUUUGUCGGGUUGGAGAGCGUAGGAGAAGCGUUGCAAAGUCUAGGGAGUAGAGGGACGUGGGGAAAGGUGGUUGUCAAGGUUCCCCAGGAGAAGGAGAGUAAGUUGUAG
Messenger RNA from Glarea lozoyensis ATCC 20868, 1011 nucleotides. RefSeq names its product NAD(P)-binding Rossmann-fold containing protein. Gene Ontology annotation, cellular component: mitochondrion. The coding region runs from base 1 to 1011 and encodes 336 amino acids. Gene Ontology annotation, molecular function: oxidoreductase activity; zinc ion binding. Lineage: Eukaryota; Fungi; Ascomycota; Leotiomycetes; Helotiales; Helotiaceae. The transcript is spliced from 2 exons. The record is from RefSeq and is a predicted model, not a curated record.